AUGACGCGUUUUAUUCUGUUGGAUAACAAAGCAGUGUUGGAGCUUCCAGAUAGAGUGUUCGGGAACCUCGCCUUCCAGAAUAUAGAACUUUACUCAACUAUAGUAGAGAGCGUCCAUCCGUCGGUCAUCCUGUCAUCUAAGGAUUGGCUUGUAACGCUGAAAAUUAGUUUCAGCCGCCUCAAGGAGUUUCCCUUUUAUCUUCUUCUGUGGCUGCCCCAACUCAGAGAGCUACACCUAUUGGGCAACCACUUAACCGAGGUCCCGACCCUAAGGAGUCCUAGCCUUCAGUUACUCUACCUGCAAUUGAAUGAAAUUUCCGGAAUGGAGGAAGGAGAAUGGACGACGCCGGACUUGAGGAUAUUCCUAAUGGAGGACAAUGCAGGAAUUACACCAUUAAACGUGAAGUUUGUCCUCAUAGCAACAAGUUUGAUACAAAUGAUAACAUUGUCUCACAAGAAUGAUUCCCAUGAAUCAGAUUCGAAUCCCAUCAUGAAGUUACCCGCUUCUGUCAUCAAGAGCCUUCAAAGUCUCGAGACGUUUCAAUGUGGUGGGUGCCAUUUGGGGCCCAAUCUUCCCCCUGGGGCAUUAGUCUUCCGAAGCAAGACCUUGAGGAAGGUAAUGCUAUCCUCUAACAAUAUCUCAAGACUGGAUCCGGGAGCUAUCACAGGUAUUGGAUACAAUACGACGGUAUUUCUGGACUACAACAAUAUUGAAGUAAUGGCUGAAGAGAGCUUCCGCCCCGUCCUUGAGAUUCUCUCGCUACGUGAUGGGUUCCUCUCCCUCACUGGUGAGCUCCUUGGUUUCUUGCCUCUUGUUCGAUCAGCUAAGUCCUUACCUGCUUGUAUCUCUUAUUCCAUUACUGUCCUCAUGUUUCAGCCAAUCCUAUAA
Molecule: messenger RNA, 888 nt
Organism: Darwinula stevensoni
Lineage: Eukaryota; Metazoa; Arthropoda; Ostracoda; Podocopida; Darwinulidae
Source: the annotation of a GenBank genome assembly